Messenger RNA from Anguilla rostrata (American eel), 5363 nucleotides. Its product is annotated as inactive serine/threonine-protein kinase TEX14-like. Gene Ontology annotation, cellular component: intercellular bridge; midbody; kinetochore. Gene Ontology annotation, biological process: mitotic sister chromatid separation; male meiotic nuclear division; protein phosphorylation. The record is from RefSeq and is a predicted model, not a curated record. The coding region runs from base 192 to 4280 and encodes 1362 amino acids. NCBI's taxonomy places the organism in Eukaryota, Metazoa, Chordata, Actinopteri, Anguilliformes, Anguillidae. The transcript is spliced from 29 exons. Gene Ontology annotation, molecular function: protein kinase activity; protein binding; ATP binding.
UGUGUUGAGAUUGCUCCCUUGAACAAUUAUGCAGAAUUGCUCAUGCACGUGCAUUAUUUUCAAUGUCUGUGAUGACGGUUAAUGUCAAAAUCAGUUAUGAAACGGCUAACGUGACUUCUUUUGCGGAGGCAAGUUAGAACUACAGGUCACUGGCUGGAGGUAGAGCACAGUUUUCUCUACGGAAAAGCGCCAUGGCUGCCAUGCCCCUCUUGCCCUGCCCUGUGCGGCUUGGCAUAGUGAAGGAUGGAGGCCCGGUGGAGCAGUUACAUAAAUACACUCUGGAGAAAAACCUACAGAAGAUGGAAAAGCUGCUCAAGAAAGGUGUGCACGUUGACUCUGUCAAUAACCUUGGCCAGACACCUCUGUUUUGUGCAUCUCUCCUGGGCCUGACGACCGUGGUUGAGUUACUGCUGCGUUACGGAGCUGACCCAAAUCAUCGCUGCGAAGACAGGAGCACGCCGGUCCAUGCCGCCGUAUUCUCCUGUAAACCAUGGCUGCUCAGCGGAGUGCUGGACGCCGGUGGUGACUUGCGGUUACACGACCACAAGGGCCAUACCCCGCAAGACUGGGCCAAGGCCGGAGCUCAGGAACACAGUCAGAGGAUGGUAGACUUUCUGAAACGCUGCGUGUCCCACAUGCAUAGCCUGUCCCAGCCACUGCAGCCUCAGGACCAUCGCCGGACCCCCAGCUCCUCCAAAACGCUGCUGCGCUCCCCAUCCCUGCUGGAGUUUCUCAGAACAGGGAGCUCCGACCUCCCCGCGAACAGAAAGCUGAGCACGAAAUCGCCCCUUUUCGACACGGUCCAGUGCUUUGGCUUCGGAAAGCUGUGUGUGGACAGGCCCAGGCAGCCCCUGGGGCUCACGGCCAGCUUGCCCUUCGUGGCGGACAGAGAGCUCGGGCAGGCAGACGACGAGCCCAUGGUCACCUAUACCUGCGAAUCCUUCAUCAAAAUGACCAAUUACAGCUGGAAGGGAUGUCGGGUGACAGUGAAAGAUCUGCAAUCCCAUAAUGCACUGCAACAUGGCAAUCAAGUGGGCUACCUGGACCUGCUGAUCACCGAGCAAGAAUACUGCUGCCAGCUGUACCACCCUCACCUCCUGCAGUUGCUGGCGGUUGGCAUGAGUCCCGAUGUGCAGCAGAUCCGCUUGGUGUUUGAGAGAGUGCACAUGGGGUCCCUCCACACCGUCCUGCAUCACAGGCGUGAGCAAUACCCCGCGCUGCAGGCGGAGGGGGCACUGUCCCUGCUGCUGCAGGUGUGCGAGGCCCUGCUCUACCUGCACGGGCGGGGCCUGGUGAUGAGGUCACUGUCCUCCCACGCCGUGCAGGUCGUCCACCCCGGCGUGGCCAAGGUCACCGGCCUCGGCUUCGCCGUCCCCAGCUGUGAAAGUGGGGGCCCUAGCAGCCCCGCCCCCCUGCCCCUCCCCCAGGAGCUGUACAAUUGGGCUGCCCCAGAGGCCAUCAGAAACGGGGCCUGCUGUGGAAAAGCAGAUCUCUACAGCCUGUGUGCCCUCAUUCAGGAGCUCUUCACAGACGCGGUGCCGUGGGGGCCGGUGGACCCCCGCUGCAUCCGGCAGGCCGUGGAGUCGGGCCAGGCCCUGGCGGCCGAUGGGAGCAUCCCGCAGCCGUACUGUCAGCUGGUGAGGGCCGGCCUGCAGCCCCGGGCCCAGGAGCGGAGCUGCAGCCUGCAGGACCUGCGCUACCUUCUGCGCUCCAACAUCAGGGAGCUGGCCCAGAGCGGAGGCUGGAGGGGGAGUGGUCUGUUCUGGGAGACGGCGGGGCCCGGGGGGCGGAGCCCGGAGCCCACGCAGAGCGGGGAUGAAGAGCAGACGGGCUCCGGGCCUGCAGCAGUCAGAGAUGAGGAAGGGGAUCCGUGUGCCAAGCAGUCCGACAGCAUGGUGGCGCGGGAGAUCGAGGCCCAGCUGAACCAGCUGGACCAGCUGCUGGACGGGCAGGAGGAGGAGGAGGAGGAGGAGGACCCGACUGCCUCUGACCAGUCCUCGCCGCUGACCACCUUCUGCGAAAGCCUCUCUCUGGAGGACUGCCGCCCGUCCCUGGACGACCCCCAGUUGGAGAGCUCCGGGGACUCCGGGUCCGAGAGCAGCAGCACCCUCCCCGGGUGGCCCGAGCAGGCGGGGCCGUGGGGGGGCGUCCCGGCGCCCGAGCCGGCCAGCAGGGAGGCGGAGCACAUCGGCUCGGUGGUGCUCAACCUGAAGGUGUCGCAGGUGCUGCUGCAGCAGUCGGAGAGCAGCUUGCGGGUCGUGGAGGCCGCCCUAGGAGCCGGCGGGGGCGGGGGCAGGGGUGGGGGCAGGGGCGUGGACGAAGUGGACGGGGCGGGGGCAGACCAGCCCGAUGGCGGGCGGAGAGAAGGGGGAAGAGGGGGCAUCGCGGGGGCCCAGUCUGAGCACGUCCUCGCCAGAGCCACCGGACCCCCGUCCCGCUCCUACCUGCCCUGCCGCGGGCCACGCCCGGGGCCCGGGACCCCCCACGGAGCGAUCGGCGACCGGGAACGGGGCGCGCGCCGUUCCGUCUGGGAGGAGGAGCUGAGCUUCUACAGCUCCGCCCAGGAGGAGAGCUUCGGCGACGCCCAGGCAGAGAGGAGCAGUGUGUCUACAGGAGGGCCAGAGAGAGGAGAGCAGCAGUCCGCCUGCAGGCAGGGCUUAGAGGACAGGACAUACACACUGUCUACCUCAGCGUACUCCCCCUGCGGCAGCCCACGGCUGGGCUGGUCUGAGCCGUCCACCACAGCCAAAUGGACAAGCGAAGUGUCUGAGGCGGUAGCCAGGAUGACCCGCGGGCGUUUUGGAUCCGCCCCCUGCCCCACUAGCAGCGACAGCGAAGAGACGGACAGAAGGGUGUGGGCGGGAAGGCAGGAUCCGCUGGGCCACAGUGACCCUCGCGGGCGCGUACAGGAACUGCAGGAGGUGGACAGUGGCCACAGCAGUGCAGAGAUGGAGCACCUCUUCAAGAGCUUUGCAGGUAUCCAGAGCGAGAGCGAGGGCGACUCGGACUUCCACACCGUCAACCGCACCUUCGGCCUGAGCUGUGGGGCCUGGGAGGGGGCGGGGCAGGAAGAGGAGGAGGGCACCUCUGAUUCGGACUACGCCCAGUCUCCAGAGGGUCCCUCCAGCGUGUUCUACACCCCCAACCCAGAGCUUCAGCCACACCCCACAGGGAGGUGCUCACAGACGCCCAGCUCGGACGGAGACCUGGAGGUGACCAUGGAGGUGUGUCAGCCCACCGCUAGCUCCGGGGGAGGAGGAGCGUCGGAGCGCUCGGGACCUCCUCCAAACGCGGUUCACCCGCUAAACGCCGUCUUACAGAGGAGCAGCCACAGCCCUCAGCGAGGAGGCCGUUCCCCCGCGGCGGAGUCCGCGGUGACCAAACCCGCCGCUGGUCAGCAGGCCCCCUCAGCUGUAGCCAGCGGACUCCCAGACCUGGCCGAGCUGGCGGAACUGUCCAGCAUCACGUGCUCGCCCGCCCAGAACCAGGAGUGGGCGGGGCAACCGGCACUGCGGCCCAGCCCACUCGGCAGACGCCCCGCCCCCUGCAACAGCACCCCUCGAAGCCCAGUGGGAAGCCCCCACCACAGGCCCAUGGAUGCCUGCGCAGCGCCCCUCCCCCACCUGCCGAGUCUGCUGGACACCUGUCCCUGGAGCGACACUCCCUCCCAGACCCUCAGCACCGAGAGCUUCGCCACCGCCACCCCGGGAGACAGCAGCACGACGGAGACGUCAGCGUCCAGCGUUCUGCGGUCUCCCAUGUGGGCCCAAGAGACGGACACCCCCACCGGCCCUCGGGACCCCCCCGCGGCGAGGGGGGCCGCCGGCGCGUCCGCUAACCGGGACGCCGCGCGCCCCGGAGACGCCGCACCAGCCGUCAACGGGGUGGAGAAUUCGGGGGUGAUGCCCGAGGACAGAGGAAAGCCCGGUGAAGAAGAAGAGACACCUGACGGAGAGACGCUGGGCAGCGGCCCGGGCCGCGACUCCGCUGCGGCGGACGGCGGGGCCCCCGGAGAGAACGCCCGAGAGAGGACUCCGUCCCCAGACGAUCGGUGCGUCAUGGAGGAGACUCAGAGAGCUCACUCCACACUGGACGCAGACCUGCAAGGCCUGCUGUUGGAGAUGGCCACCGGCCAGAGGUUCAUGGAAAGCCCUGGAGCCAUAGAGCUUCCCAGAGUGCAGGACGGAGUGUGGGGUGAGAAGACCAGUCACCCGGGAGGGGACAGUAUGGAAGCCGUCAUUGCAGAGGGGAAGGAGGCCUCAUCGUUCCCAAGAAAGUGACAUUCUUAAACCAAACCACUGGCAUAGCACAGUUAAAACCUCAUAAACCUUGCACUGCAUCUCUUAAACACUAGUGCUCAUGCAGUCGUGUUGUUAUCACGUUUGAACUUGUACUCCUCCCACAGACAACUUGGACCUUCAGGAAGAGAAGCUAGAGACGGUGAACCAUGAGUCCUGGAGCCGGCCUCACAGAGUUAUUGUCUUGGAGCAGACUCCCCCUAAAGGUCAGACUGAGUCAGAGCAAGUGCUGGACAAAUGACCAGCUUCCUGCCAGCGGUGAUGAACAAUUACGACACCACUGCCAACAACAGACCCUCAAUAGACCCUCAACUCCCUAUUCAUACUGUUAAGAGCUGUAAGAAUAUAAAUUUACAUGUUCUUUUAAUUGACAAUCGAGUGGCAACUUUUUAGACGUUUCCUGUACCUUAUACCAUGUCUUAAUGAAAAGACAGAAUGUUGAGAGAUUUUAAUGUUACUCUCCAAAUUUUUUACAUUUUUGUGUUAAAAUACAGUGUUUGGUGUGUAUUCUAAUAGUAUUUCAUAGUACAAUAGCCCCUACUGUUCAUUUUUGUGAAAAGCUCACUUUGAAUGCAGUGGGAUGCAUUCUUGGAUUCCUAAACAUCUAAUGUUGUAAUUAUUUUCCUUGCACCCAUCGUUAUUCUUGGUGAAAUUUGUACAACUUGAAGUUAAUUUUGCAGUUUCUUGCGAUUUUUUUCAUGGUUUUUAACCUUGUUGCCCUAUUCUUUGCAUUUUAUUCCAAUUGUGAAAUGUGCCGUGCUUUUGUCAAGUAAACACAUUGUGAUGAACACAGUGGAUGAUAAAUUAAUGACAGUUCCCUCAUUUUUAUUGUAACAAUUUCGAAUAACAUUUAGAAUGCUUUGUUUUUAAAACAGAGUUCAAUACCUUACAUAACCAUAUUUCAAAAUGACAUUUUAAAUAGCAGAAAUGAUAAACACAAGAAUACAUUUUACAAGACAACAUGACUACCACUAAUGUGUCCUUAUAAAUGAAUGUUGCUUUUUUUCCCCAAAUUAUUUCCAGUUAAAAUGCUGUUCCAUAAUUGUUAGGUACAAUAUAAAGUAA